UUUAAUCAUGUGAGGCAGGCUACAAGGUAAACAAAGUCGCACCACGCAAAGAUGUACGAUACACAUGUCUUAAGCCGUGUUAUUGUAAUAAUAUGCAUGUUUUGUUGUUGCAUAAGCGUAAAAUAUCAACCGAACUGGGAGUCUAUAGAUUCUCGUCCCUUACCAAGCUGGUAUGACGAAUCAAAAAUUGGAAUUUUCAUCCACUGGGGAGUGUUUUCUGUGCCGAGCUUUUCGUCGGAAUGGUUUUGGGAGUAUUGGAAGGGACAGAAGAUACCGGGUGUUAUUGAUUUCAUGAACAGAAACUACAGACCAGGCUUCACAUACGCCGAUUUCGCUUCUCAAUUCACUACAGAAUUCUACAACGCCGAUGAAUGGGCCAACAUUUUCGACGCUUCCGGAGCAAAAUAUAUCGUUUUGGUGACCAAACACCAUGAAGGCUACACCAACUGGCCAUCAAAAUAUUCCUGGAACUGGAAUUCCAUGGACGUCGGUCCAAAGCGGGAUCUUGUGGGAGAGUUGGCUACAGCUGUCCGCAAGAAGCAGGGCAUCAAGUUUGGAACCUAUCAUUCCCUGUUUGAAUGGUUUAACCCUCUGUACCUCCGGGAUAAAGCAAAUGGUUUUAAAACCCAAGACUUUGUUAGAGAUAAGACAAUGCCAGAAUUGUACGAACUAGUGAACAACUACAAGACUGAUGUGAUCUGGUCCGAUGGAGAUUGGGAGACUACUGAUGUGUACUGGAAUGCCACAGAGUUUCUUGCUUGGCUCUACAAUGAAAGCCCAGUCAAGGACAGUGUGGUGGUGAACGACAGAUGGGGCAAGAACAUCAGGUGUAAACAUGGUGGCUUCCUGAACUGUGACGAUAGGUUCAACCCUGGUGUGCUGCAGAAGAGGAAGUGGGAAAACAGUAUGACUAUUGACAAGUACUCAUGGGGCUAUCGUCGGCGGGCCAAAUUGGCAGACUAUCUGACCAUGGACGACAUAACCAAGGAAAUAGCAUCAACUGUCAGUUGUGGAGGAAACCUGCUAAUCAACAUUGGACCGACUCAUGACGGCAGAAUCAUUCCAAUAUUUGAAGAAAGACUGCGACAGAUGGGGGAGUGGUUAGGUUUUAAUGGAGAAGCAAUCUACGCCUCCAAGCCCUGGUCACACCAAAACGACACACUGGCCAGUGGGGUCUGGUAUACCUCCCAGAAGUCGUCUAAUGGAACAACUGUAUAUGCAAUUGUGUUAGACUGGCCAGCCAACAACGUCCUCAAGUUAGGGGCACCAGUUGCCUCCCCUGCCUCUACAGUCUCCCUGCUGGGGUAUAAUGGACGACUGACCCUAGCCCCUGUAGCUGGGUCAGGGGUGAUUGUUACCAUACCCCCCAUCCCUAUCAAUCAACUGAAAGUCGAGUGGGCAUGGGUGUUCAAGUUCACAGGUUUACAGAACUGAGGGGAGUACUGUUAACAUUGUCAUGCUCCAGUACACAUAUACAGUUUGUAUAUAAUGUGUGCGUAUAAAUCUAAUCCACAGUGGAUACGUUUCCAUAUCAUUGUAAAUAUUAAAUAACCUUGAGUUUAUUAUUCUAUAUUGAUAAUUUGUAUAACUGUGAAAUCGGUUUGAAGUUGAAUUAUUUGUUUUGGUAUACACAUCUGAUGAUUGCAACAAUUAGUGUAUUUUUUAGUGCUGGAACGGUUAGCAAAAAUGCCAGCUGGUUAACCAACUCAGGCUUACCGAUCCAUAACCUGAUAACCAGCCUUUGGUGUGGGAUGUAAAACAGAUAUUGUAGUUCUGUACAGUACACCGAAGCUUUCUGGUUCACACAUUGAGGCAGAUAUUGUAGUACUGUACAGUCUACCAAAGCUUUCUGGUUCACACACUGAGACAGAUAUUGUAGUACUGUACAGUCUACCAAAGCUUUCUGGUUCACACACUGAGACAGAAAUUGCUAAUUAUCAAUUUAAUUCAGGUACUUCCAGGAAACUAACAACAAAACUAACGUCAAUAAGUCUAAUAUUUACUGGCUAUCUUUCACAUAGCUCUAAUGUGCAUCCUUCUGACAGUACAACUCUCACUCAUAUACUUGCAUAGUCAGAAAGCAAUCUAGAUGUAAACAAGUUCUCGUGUGACAGCUUAGUUUUCGAAAAUUGAAAAGUUUAACAAUGUUUAUAUAAUAAAAAAUAUGAUCUUGGCUGCUAAAAUGUGCAUAAAAAGAAACAAUAACAAUGUUUAUAUAAUAAAAAAUAUGAUCUUGGCUGCUAAAAUGUGCAUAAAAAGAAACAAAACCAGUAAGUAGUUUUACUUCAAGUGUAUACCUAUAUUGUAUGGAUAUGGAGAUUUGAACAGGGGAGGAGGGGUAACCGUAUAACACUAUUGGGUGGACCAAACCGAACUGUGAACCGGAUAUCUGGCACUUUUUGUAUGAAUAAUUUAACAAUGAAAAAUUAUGAAAAGUUCAUUACAUGCUGUACUUGGCAUGAAUAGUGUUGUGGUACACAAACUUUCCUUAAAGUUUUUGAACAUGUCUUUAUCAAAAAAUAUCAAUAUUUUUGUAUCUUUUCCAGGAUAUUUUCAUUUUUGCAUCAGUCAUGUCUCUGUUUGGAUCUCAUUAAUAUGUCUGACUUACACUUAGUGAAAUUUCAAGGUCACAUUUAUGGAUGAAUUCAUGUUGAUUUUUAUAUUUGUUUUAUAUGAUACUUAUUACCUAUUUCUUUCUAUGUAAAUCAGAUAUUUUUCUUACAAGAAUGCAUUUAUCAAAAUAUUUCAGCCAUUGAUAGCUAUUUCUUUGGAUUUACCACAAUCUUUUUACAUUAUAUGUAUUAACAUUUACUCUAAUACCUAAUUUAUUGAUUCUAAAUUGACUUAUUUGAUAUAAUUUCUUACAUGCUUGUUAUUAUUGGAUUUACAAAUUUGAGCCUGCUAAUAGUGAAGUGGGUAUAUAAAUUUGAUUGAAUGUCAUUGUGAUAGACAAUGAAUAGUGUAACAGUGUUUAAUUGUUUGGUAAAUGUGGAAAAUUGUGAUGUAAUGAUAGGUAAUUGGUUAAUAUCUCCUGUUGAAUUGUAUUAGAGGGAAUGACGUUUUGUGUUGUGUAUACACUCUCUUUAGAGU
Pecten maximus is the source of this 3090-nucleotide messenger RNA. Its product is annotated as alpha-L-fucosidase-like. Bases 52 to 1434 code for a protein of 460 amino acids. Gene Ontology annotation, molecular function: alpha-L-fucosidase activity. Gene Ontology annotation, biological process: glycoside catabolic process; fucose metabolic process. The record is from RefSeq and is a predicted model, not a curated record. NCBI's taxonomy places the organism in Eukaryota, Metazoa, Mollusca, Bivalvia, Pectinida, Pectinidae. The transcript has 8 exons. Gene Ontology annotation, cellular component: lysosome.